Molecule: messenger RNA, 1482 nt
Organism: Venturia canescens
Lineage: Eukaryota; Metazoa; Arthropoda; Insecta; Hymenoptera; Ichneumonidae
Exons: 3
Coding region: 677-1204 (175 amino acids)
Source: RefSeq, a predicted model, not a curated record
GGUUUCGGAAAAACAAAAAGAAAUCCUGAGGCAAUACAUGGAGAACAACAAAGAUUUAAUAACCUGCAAGUUCAGUAAUGCCGUCACAAGAGAAAAAUUGAUAAAAAAAAUGGGACGUGAUAACAGCAAUCUUGAAUGCACAUCCUGAGGGGGCCACGAAAGAUCGAGACCAAUGGAAAAGGGUACGUUCGAGAGAUAUAUUAAUUGUGUUCGUAGUUGUGCAGUUAAAUUACUUUUUUGAAAAUCGAUAUAGAAAAUUUUUUUCUAGCAUGAAGUGUUUCGAUUAGUCACCAUCGAUCGUUUACAAAUUGUCGGAAAAAUGUGAUGAAACAGGGUACAGAAAUUUGGCGUCUAGCUUCGUUUUCAUAUGAGAACUUCCCUCCAAAAGAUUUUUAGUGCCGUAAAACAUUUUCUGCGUUAUCGACUUUACGAUAUUGCGAAUUUGCGAAUUACCACAAAAUACUUCUACCAGAAAUAUUUGACGCGUCGGGAAGUGUCUCUGUAAUGCUGUAAAACGACUUUCAAAAUUCGAUAUCACGGGAAAAUAUUUUAUCGCGCUAUAAAUUUUUUGCAGGGAAGUUCUCAAAUUUCAGUUCCCUAUUUCAUCACAUUUUUUCGACAACUUCAGAACCCCAUAAGUUAUGGUUUUUAUAGGAAAUAUCAGCCUCCCCGGACCAUGUCUUCUUCUGGGUUGAAAAAAUUUUUCUCGCUCAUUAAAGGAAAUGGUUUGAUUUCUUUAGACGUGGGCCGACAUGAAGAAAAAAGUGACAAAAAAAUGUCAGAAAAUAAAAAAAGGUCGAAUGUGACUGGUGGUGAUCCGCUGCAGGUUAUCGAGUUAACACCCGAGGAAGAAAGUAUUUCGGUUAUGAUACCCGCAUCAAAAAUCCAUGGAGAUCCAGACAUCGCAGAAUUGCUCGUUAAAUUCGAAGACCCAAUUAUUAUUGAUUUUUCGAGCACAUUCGGAAAUACGCAAGAAAUUAGUAUAGAGGAUUUGGCAGACUUACAAUGUAUCCUGGUCGAUGACGUUUCAAAACAACUGGAGAAACCUGCAAUUGAAACGGCAACUCAGGAGGUGACGGCCACGGAUUUUAAAAAUGACGCUGAGCUGAAUGCAGAGCAAGAAUCCGAAGGAAAAACAAAAAACGUACAGGAGAUGGAAGUCAGUGCUUUUCUUCCAAGAAAGCGUACACUGGCAGUACAUUGAGAAGAAGCCCGAAUCCGCAACUCGAAAAAUAUGAUCGCCCUGGCAACAACGGAAUUAGAAAUGAAAAAAGCCUAUUACGAGGCAAAAAUUAAUAUGCUACAAUAAAAAAUCCAUGGAGAACAACGGGUGAAACGGAGAGCGGUACAAGAGAAGGGCAACCGACUCACUUGUCCGUGGUAGAUAUCCAAUAAAAAAAAAAAAAAUUAAAAAAAUGUAUUUACAGAUAUUUCUCGUUGAAAAUUAAAAAAAAAAAUAAUAAAAAAAUAAAAAAGGAAAGA